This is a messenger RNA of Macrobrachium nipponense, 4809 nucleotides long. RefSeq names its product serine protease nudel-like (gene ndl). Gene Ontology annotation, biological process: proteolysis. The record is from RefSeq and is a predicted model, not a curated record. NCBI's taxonomy places the organism in Eukaryota, Metazoa, Arthropoda, Malacostraca, Decapoda, Palaemonidae. Bases 31 to 4677 code for a protein of 1548 amino acids. Gene Ontology annotation, cellular component: membrane. The transcript is spliced from 26 exons. Gene Ontology annotation, molecular function: serine-type endopeptidase activity; protein binding.
CGAGCUUCUCUCAAACGGCCAGAGAGAGGUAUGGCAAGUGAACGUCGUCGAUGCGAGUUUUCCGUUGUGUUAUGUUACGUGAAAAUGGGUACUUUUAUGUUAUUGAUAAGCGUUUGUUUUAGUGUGGUGUUUUGUGAUGAUCUAACGACCUCUGAUCAUGGAUUACCCAAAUCGCCGAGGAUGAGCAAUUUUAAAACUGAAUGCGGUGUAGGCCAACUGCGUUGCGACUACAGCCUCUAUUGCUACCCCUCGGAUCAGAAGUGUGACGGUAAUAUAGAUUGCCCGGAUGCUUCCGACGAAAAGCAUUGCACGUGUGGCGACAGACUGAAGAGACAGUUUCCCAACAGAAGAUGCGACGCUUAUCCAGACUGUCCUGAUUGGUCUGACGAACUAGGAUGUUCUCCUUGUGAACCAGGAGAAAUGAAAUGUUUCUUAGUUGGGAAAAAAGACAACCAUCACUGUGUACCAGCCGCAAGUAUAUGCGACGGCAUCAAGCAAUGUGCAGAGGGAGAAGAUGAAGCUCUAUGUAUACGGUUCACCGAGAAUCAGACUGAUACUACGCCCUUUCUGGGGAUACGACGUGAAGGAUACCUCCAGGUGAAGAGGCAAGGAAGCUGGUGGCCAGCCUGUGCACAGAGAUUUGAAGAUUACACAGAUUUAGUAAGAGAAUACUGUGACGAAAUAGUAGGAGAAAGGGAUGACGAAGACCUUUAUAAUUUAGUGGUUUUCAAAGGCUCCUCCAAACUUUAUGCAGAGAUUUCACCCAAGAACGGCAAAGUUAGUUUGAAAGAUGGUUGCUUCCAGGAGCUAAGCUUGCAUGUAUCUUGUGCAGAGCCAAAAUGUGUUAGCACAUACCAAGGAGCCAGGCCCAGGAGGAAUGCAGGCAUGUUUGGAGAUUUUAACAUUUUCAACAGCACUGACUACUCGAACAUUCUGUCUCGUCAGCAUCGAGAUCACAGUGCUGGUGGCAAGGUUGUUGGUGGCCAGAAUUCCUUGCCCGAGGUUUGGCCUUUCCUGGUGGGCAUUGUGAAGGAGGUCCAAGGCUUCCUGUGUGGUGGUUCAAUCAUAAAUUCAGAGUGGAUUCUCUCGGCUGGUCAUUGUUUUGUAUCGUACCAAAACAGAUUACAUGAGAUUCAGGCAGGUAUGCUUCGUCAGAAUUCUUUUUCGCCAUAUACCCAAACAGUAAGGAUUUCGCAUGUUGUUAGACAUGAAGACUAUGACAUUGUACAUUUAAACAAUGACCUCUCUCUUCUCAAGCUGGAGCAACCAUUGCAACUGAAUAGAUGGGUCCGACCAGUGUGUCUUGCAAAGAACUUCACAAUGGAAGGUAAACAAUGCACUGUAGCAGGGUGGGGUGCCACCAGGGAAGGUGGACCUCUAGCUGAUGAGCUUCAGGAGGUUGUUUUGCCAACUAUGGGAACCUGCAGAACCUUUUACUCUCAUGUCCGUGACAAUGAAGUGGUGUGUGCUGGGUAUCCAGAAGGCAAGAGAGAUUCUUGUCAAGGAGAUAGUGGUGGUCCCAUGAUGUGUAGAGAAGGAGAGAUAUGGGUCCAAGCUGGAGCAGUUUCAUUUGGUUCUGGUUGUGCACGACCCAACUCACCCGGUGUUUAUAGCAGAAUGACAUUUUACAGAGAUUGGAUCUUUAACACAAUUGAGAAAAUGCAGAACGCUGCUAACCUUCCACCCACCAACAAAGGACCUCGUAGAUCUUGCAAAGGAGCAGAAUGUAGGCAUUCAUUAGGAACAUGCUUAACUCUGGAUAGGGUGUGUGAUGGUAAGGUGGACUGCUUGCAAGCCCAAGAUGAAGUUGGAUGUCAUGACAGUUUAACUUUGACAAAUACCAAAAGUUCUACACCUGCCACAUCUUCUAGUACUACUGCUGCUGCUAGUACUACUACUACUACUACCACUACUACUGCUAGUACUACUACUACUACUACUACUACUACUACUACUAGUACUACUACUACUGCUAAUCGGACCACUGCUACUGCUAAUCGGACCACUACUACUGCUACAAGCACCACUACUCCGCAUUCUACCAAUUCUACUGCUUCUACUAAUACUAGUAAUUCUACUAGUACCACUAAAACUACUAGUAGUACAACCACUACCACCAACACAACACCCAGAACUACUAGAAUCACUGGCUCAGCUGGUUUACUUUUUCCUACUAAGCCUUCAACAUCCACAGUGUCUAGUACCCCUGCAGAUGAUGAACCUGUUACACCUUUACUUAAAAAUCGAGACAAUGGUGGAUACAAUAAUAGCUACAGCAUCCUUCUCAACUAUAAGCCCAAAGGAAUUGAUUGCCCCAGAGAUGACUUUGUUUGUUCGAUUGUGCCGCAAUGUAUAUCUUGGGAUUCUGUUUGUGAUGGAGUGAAAAACUGCACUGAUGGCACGGAUGAAAUAGGAUGCACAUGCUUAGAUAGGCUGCUGAAAUUUAGGAGUGACUUUAACUGUGAUGGAUAUUAUGAUUGCUUCGACCUAAGUGAUGAAUUUUGCAAUCACUGUGGAGACCAGUUCUUGUCUCCCCAGAGUCGGAUGUGUGUGCCUAAGAGUGCAGUUUGCGAUGCUGAGAAAGACAGCAUCUACGGGGAGGAUGAAAUACAUUGUUUGGGCCUGUUAAGUAAACCUGGCAAAUUGGUGUUUAACAAGUUUGGUAACCUGGAAUCCAAUCCAGGUGGUUACUUGGUUUUACGCACUGGACUAGAUUGGGAAGUAGUGUGUGCUGAUGAUAUCAAGAAAGAGAUUGGAGGUGAAAUUUGUGCUUAUUUAGGAUACAGUCAACUUGUUAAUGUGACAUACAAGACAUUGCCUACAGUGGUUGAAAGAAUAUAUCCAGAUGCUAAUAAUCCUUUCAAGGAUAAAACAAAACCCUCUGGAUCCAGGAACUUCAAUUUCAAUAGGAGCAUAGAUGAAUUCUUGCCUCAAAGAGGAACAUUACAAAGGACAAAGACUGCAAGUGGUAAAAUUAGUAAGAGAAGUCCAUAUAUUGAAGCCACAAAAAGUAGACAUGAUCCACUUAAUUUUAUGAGAGAACUGAGACGUUCAGUAAGGAGGAGGAGAGCUAAGAGAGAAACUUGCAAACAGGCAUACCUGCAAUGCAGUGAGGAGUCAUGCGGAAAGGCACCUUUAUAUUUUUAUGAAAGCAUUACUCCUGUAUGGAUGCCUGGUGGAACCCCGUGGGCUGGUAGUGUUUAUGUUGAUGGACAAUAUCGCUGUGGAUCAACCCUAGUCCGUCCUGAUUGGGUCAUAACUUCUCUUUUCUGCAUGUUUGGUGCGGACCUGGCAGUUAACAUUGUGACUGUAGUGAUGGGUUCUUGGCGUAGUAUUGGAACUCCAACUCGCCUUUGGGGUGCACACGAGUAUGAAAGGCAGGUUGCAUUUAUGGAAAACGUAAGGGGAACAGACAUUCUGGUAAUGCAUCUUAAGGAAAGGAUGCCCAGAACACCAUAUAUAAAUCAUCUCUGCCUUCCUAUAAGUGACAUAAAAGCUGAUGAGAAGGUAACUUGUGUGAUUGCUGGGCCCUCAGAAAAGCACUCUCGAAUAAAUUUAGGCAUACAUUUUUAUUUAUCUUCAGACUGUUCAAGCAAUGAACUUUGCCCAAAAUACCUCAAUGAAUCAGAUAUACCAUGUAUGCGUUCAUGGUCAGGAGUGAUUGCUUGUCAGAACCCCACAGAGCGUAAUAAUCCUACGUGGUUUGCCUUAGGAAUUUGGGCAUACAAUCCACCAGGAGAAGAUUGCUCUCUUCCUGAACGACAUACUUUGUUGACAAAAUCCCUUCUCAAGACAAUUGUGGGGAUAUUUGAAAAAUUUACUCUUCAGUCUGUGGCAAGGUGUAGUGGCGACUUAUGUUCAACGGGAGUUUGUUUAACCCAGUCUGACGUCUGUGAUGGAACAUUGUCUUGUCCUGAUAUGAAAGAUGAACCACCAACAUGUCCAGAUCUUAUAAAGAAGUGUGAAUUUGAUGAGGAAUUUGGCAGUUGCACAUGUCCAAAUAACUGGAUCCAGUGUGGUGAUGGGUCUUGCAUCCCCAUAAACAAAGUGUGUGAUGGAGUGUCGCAUUGUCCAAAUGGUGCAGAUGAAGAAAACUUGUGCACUUGUGGAGUGAGGUUGUUGGCAAAAGAUCCAGGGAGAGUUUGUGAUGGAGUUCUGGACUGCGCAGAUGAAAGUGAUGAAGAUGUGUGUGGAUGCGAAACCCCACCAUACGGAUUUAGAUGUUACUUGUCUGAACACCAGAAAUGUUUACAAAAGUCUCAGCUGUGUGAUGGAGUGAGAGACUGUGAUGAAGGGGAGGACGAAAAAAGCUGCAUUGCAUUGGCACCUAAUGUCAUUGUCAGAGAGGAUGUCUUCAAACAACCCCUUCGAUUUCCUGAGGGAUACUUAACCAUUCGCCUUAAAGGAAGAUGGUAUACUUUUCUGUAUCAGAGGUGGGAUAAGUAUUUGUCCCAUUUAGUUUGCCUCGAACUUGGCUAUGCCAGAGCAGCUACAACUUAUGAGAGAAUGUUCAACACAGCCAGGAUGGUCAAGCCUUCUCGUUCAGUGAGCUAUAAUGAAACCUACUUCAGUACACUACUUGCAAGUGAUACAUUAAGUAAAACUUCUAGUUUUGGUGUAAAUCAAGCAAUUGUUUAUAUUGUGUGCUCAGUGAGAGAGGUUGCAGGUAAUAGUUGAUGUUUAAAGUUAAUGUCAACUAAAUGGUACAAAUGUCAAAAUAAAAUAAAAAAUUUGUAAUGUUUAAUUUUAUUAGUAGGAUUUUAUUUUAUUUGCUGAUGUUUUAUGCAUAAAUUAAAUUUAUUUUGUAUA